AUGUGGUUUUUCUAUGCGGGUUACCUGACCCUCAGUAUCUCUGCCAUCACCAUUAUUGUACAACUCGCCUAUAUGCCAUUGAUCAUGAGAAAAGUUGACAACUCGCGAGAUGCCGUCCUACAAAGCAUCCGAGGUUUCAAGGUUCUGGAGAAGGACAUAUCCAGUCUGAUGGAGUCAGCCAAUCGUGAAAAGCGAGCAGCAACAGUAGUGUGUGCUCCAGCAAAACGUGGUGCUCCUGGACAGCCAGGCAAAGAUGGAAAACAGGGCAAUGACGGCGCACCAGGGAAUUCGAGGAAAAGAUGCCAGAGACAUUCUCGCAGAACAGGAAGAGAAAUGUGUCGUUUGCCCCGCCGGGUGACAUUGGAACGCGGAAGGGAUGUUGGACCCGCCCGUUACCCCGGAAAACCGGGAGCUCAGGGUCCAAGCGGACGACCUGCAGAGGGUGGAGUUGGCAAACCUGGACCAAAAGGAGCAGAUGGCCCCGUUGGGAGGGCUGGAGCUCAAGGACCACGGGGAAAGCGAAACUACAUCUACGGACCGCCAGGUCCGACGGGCCAACCAGGUCCUAAUGGGCUGGACGGAGUAAAUGGGAAUGUCGGAGAUAGAGGACCAAAAGGACCACCUGGAGAAAAAGGAGCCGAUGCGAAGUUCUGCCCUUGUCCAAUGGAAUUGCAAAUUAUUAAUCAGCAAAAUGUAAGUCUUAAAAAUUCUUAUUUCUUCUUGUUGCUCACACAAAUAAGAACCGUGGGAGCAGUAACAACUGUGGUCGCCUGCAUCACAAACUACUAA
Messenger RNA from Cooperia oncophora, 789 nucleotides. NCBI's taxonomy places the organism in Eukaryota, Metazoa, Nematoda, Chromadorea, Rhabditida, Trichostrongylidae. The record is from the annotation of a GenBank genome assembly.